Sipha flava (yellow sugarcane aphid) is the source of this 1359-nucleotide messenger RNA. RefSeq lists its product as uncharacterized. The record is from RefSeq and is a predicted model, not a curated record. NCBI's taxonomy places the organism in Eukaryota, Metazoa, Arthropoda, Insecta, Hemiptera, Aphididae.
UUAAAAACAGUUGAUCACGAUUCUGGCACUGAGUCUGACGACGAGCACAGUCCAGAUAGAGAACCAAAAAGUACAAGACCUGGUGUACCUAAAUCUUCCCAAUUAAUGGAGAAUAUUGGGAGUGAAGAUAUGGUUGGUGGUGAUAUGGAACCCACAAGAUCUUCUAGUAGUGGCCGCAGCAGUGUUGCAACUCCUGGUCCUUCUCCAUAUUUUUUAGACUCUGCUUUACCUAGUGAUUGUGAUCAUCAUAGUUCUGAGGAAGAAUUAGAAGUCAUAAAUAGUAAUCCUGAAGGAUUACUACAAGUUGAACUUCCUACACCUGAUCCAGAUGAAGCAAAUUCUUGUGGUGUUCCUGAAAACUCUGUAGCAUCUUUAGCUCGUAAACGUUGUCGAUCUGCCAGUGAAGCUGGUUGUGGAAACACAAUAGCUGUUAGUUGGUCAGGUUCAUCAGAUGAUGAAGUACAAGGACUUAUGUCAACUAGACCAACUCCACUAAAAUUUUGUGCAUCUCCUCCAUCUCAUGUGCACAAACCUGGGAAAUGUACUGUAUCCUCUUCACCACCUUUAAAAUUGGUACAUUUGUCACCUAGGCAGUCUGUAUCUCUGCCAAAUACUUCACCUCGUAAACGUCACAGACAAAGGCAUCAUCCUACUCGUAAUGUACAGAGACCAUGUUUAGACUUCGAAAAAAUGCAACAGCUUAAAUCGUUGUCAGCAACUUCAUGGAGGCAUACCAGUAAGGACCACAGUGGUGAAUUAUCAGUGUAUUGUUGGUGAUUCCAUAAGAUAAAAUUUUACUGUUGUUUAUAUAUUUUUCCUUCUUUUUCAAUUUUUAUUUUUAUCUAGAAAGGCUGUAAUAAUAAUGUUUAAAUUGUUAAGUUCGCCAUAACUUACUAUUUUUGGCCAAUUUGUUUAUUUGGUUUGUACCACAUGUUAUGAAUUUAACAAUACCCUCUACAUCACAAUCGAAAUGUGGUAAGUGGUUCUUUCAGGACCUCAUCUAACAUAAUAAAUUAAAAUUAAGAUUUUAAUUUAAAUAAAACGGAUUUUUUUCCCCGUUUGAACAGACGCCAACAAGGGAAUGGGUUGUCCCAGUACUUUCCCAUAAAUUAAACUGAUCUAGUUCAUUGAAUUAUUUUAUAUAUGUUUUUAUUAUUAUUUGUGCUUUGUGCUUUGCUAGUCUGUAAAAUUCACCAACAAAAGAAGACCAAUUCUCAUGUGUUUGUAUUCUUAUUCCUUAAAAUUUUUGUCUCAUUAACUUUUUUUUAUUAUUAUUUAGUCAUUUAAUACCUACUUAUAUAUGUUAACACGUACAAUUGUGUUUAAUUUAAGUGAAUUAUAGUUAGAUAAUAUAAUUUA